Malassezia restricta is the source of this 1620-nucleotide messenger RNA. RefSeq names its product L-ornithine N5-monooxygenase. The coding region runs from base 1 to 1620 and encodes 539 amino acids. The record is from RefSeq and is a predicted model, not a curated record. The transcript has a single exon. NCBI's taxonomy places the organism in Eukaryota, Fungi, Basidiomycota, Malasseziomycetes, Malasseziales, Malasseziaceae. Gene Ontology annotation, biological process: intracellular iron ion homeostasis.
AUGGACCUUGCUACUGAGAUGUACGAUCACAUCGGUGUGGGUUUUGGGCCUGCGAAUCUCGCCCUGUGCAUCUCGCUGCACGAAAAUGAACGUGCCAAGGCAACUGGCUUCUCGAUGUGUUUCCUCGAGAAGCAGACAGAAUUUGCUUGGCACCCGGCGCUGCUCCUCCCUGGAGCCCAGCUGCAAGUAUCGCCACUCAAGGACCUUGCCACCAUGCGAGACCCGACGUCCUCGUGCACGUUCCUCAACUUUUUGCACGAGGAGGGACGCCUCAUGCCGUAUAUCAAUCGCGAAGAAAAAGUGCCAAGCCGUCGCGAAUGGAGCGCGUACCUUGCCUGGGCUGCCAAGCGCAUGGACUCGUAUGUGCGAUACGGACGUCAAGUGGUGGACAUUGUACCGAUGGAGGAGAAGGGCGUAUUGUCGUACUACCGCAUCGAGUGCGAGCAUGUUGAAACUAAGCAGCGCGAGUCGUUCUUUUCACGCAACGUGAGUCUGGCGGUCGGUGGCUGGGCCAAAGUUCCUUAUGUGUUCCAGUCGAUGUACAAGUACCCCUCUGAUCAAGGGCUUUCGCGGGUCGUGCAUGCUUCGACGUUCCUCCCGCAGAUCACCAAGUUGGCGCCGCUCCUUCAUCGGAAGACGAAGCCUCUACGCUUCGCGAUUAUUGGAGGUGGUCAGUCGGCGGUUGAAAUUCUGUGCUAUCUUCGGAAUCAGUUUGCGCAGGCAGACCUUGACAUGAUCUUCCGUGCGUCGGCGCUCGUGCCUUCCGACGAUUCGCCGUUUGUGAAUGCCGCGGCUUUUGACCCGUCGAGCGUAUCCACGUUUUGGCAGAGUACAGCUCGGCAACGUGCAGCACAGCUUGCUGAAUUCAAGCGCACCAACUAUUCAGUCGUGCGCCACGACUUGCUGGGCCAUGUCUAUGAGAUGGUAUACGACCAGGAUAUUGACUACCGUGAGCCGAUGGAGGAGGACAAGGGCAAGAUUCGUCUGCUCAGCAAUACAGAGCUUGUCCGUGCCGAGCAGCUUUCGAGUGAGCACGGCGAAGAUGAAGGCUGUAUCCGGAUUGACACCUGCACGAAUGCAGGCGAGGUGCUCGAGCGCUCUGGCACGUACGACGCCGUGUUCCUUGGCACGGGCUUUGAGCGUGAUCCGAGUCUUCUGCCCUUUGUCCAGACGCUAGCCAAGUAUUUCCCGCUUCUCUCAACGCAGGGCGCUGCCCAGCUGCAUGAGCAAGAGUUGGCGCUGGACGACCAAGUCAUGCAUUCACACGACCCUGAGAGUAUGCGUGCACAGGUGCGUGGUAUUACGCGCGAUUACCGCCUGGUACCCGCUGACCUUUCGCAAUGGCGCAUGUCGCUUUCUAUGCCGACGGAUGUGGCUCAGUGCGUCGCACGGAGUCAGUUGGGCCGCGAGGGAUGCCGUGAACCAAGUCUGCCGCCAUCGCGAGCGGCCUCGCUGCCUGAUACCAGCGCUGCUCAGUCCGAGGCACCCGCAGUGUCCGGCCAAAUAUUUUUAUUCGGCUGCAAUGAACGUACGCAUGGCUUGUCCGACAGCCUCAUGUCUAUGGUCGCACACCGAGCGGGCAUUGUGACAGCGUCGCUUCUGCAUGCCAAGGGUAUGUAA